GGUUAAGGUCAGGGAGACUUGGUUACCUAGCUAAGACCCAACCGGUCUCUCCUCUCCCCCUCCCCGGUUCCUCCGCGGCUCCGCCUACCGCUCGCCAGUCCCUUGCAUCUGCUGUGCCGGCGACGCGCUCCACUCCGACCCCGCCGCCUCGCUCCCUCUCCGAGCCCGCCGCCGCGCUCCCUCUCCGACCCCGCCGCCGCGCUAGCCGCCGACUGACCGCGGCCACCGCUGCUUGCGCGGCUCGUCGGCAGCAACGUCAAGGAGGUCAUCUUCAACAACCUCCUGUUCGAGGAAAUGGAAAGGGAUUCUGCUGCGGAUUACAGUGAGGUAAAGGCUGUGUUAGGCAGCAAUGAGGAGAAAAAGGCCCAUAAAAGCAAGAAAGACAAGGGGCAGAGAAAGAGGAAGAAAGACAAGGCCAAGGGUCACAGAGGUGAUGGUGAUAGAUUAAUUCAAUCUGACAACAAGAAUCAUAGUGUUGACAUGAAGCAUGCUGAAGUGUCAACCAAGAUGGCUGAAAAACCAUGCUUGGAGAAUACAGAGGUCAUCAUGAGCAAAAGGGAUGUGAAGAAAGACAGGAAGAAAAGGAAGAAAAAUAAAGAGGUUAAUACUAUCAGCCAGAAGCAGAUACUUGAUGCUAAUGAUGGAACCGUUGGGUCAGAGUAUUUAGAAAUGAACAAAGGAGAAGGAGAGCAUGAUAGUAAGUCAAAGAAGGGCAAAAGGAAGCACCGGGAUGGGGAGACUUCCUCAAAUGGUUCUUCUCAUGAUCAAAUUGUUUCAGGGGGUGAUAAAAAGAGGAAAAGGAAGGAACCUUCAAUUACUUUGGAAGAGGGCAAUGAAGUUGACAUUUCAAAGAUCUGGCAAAACACAAAGGGCAAGAAAAAGAGGAGAAAGGAGAGAGAUAAUAUUGGUGUAGACCUAAGUCUGAAUACACCAGCUGGAGAUUGCAAGAAUUACAACAAAGAGAAAAAAACAAGUAAGGAUGACAAUGAUGGUGGCAAAUGCGGAAAAAUUAACAUGGCACAUCAAAAGGACAAGGGUAGACGAGUGAGCUUCACUGAUGAUGUGGAGGUGUUUAAUAUAGAUGGUGGUGAUGAUCAUGAAGAGGGUGAUGGGAUUGGUGAUUCUGGCCUGGUGCAUGGCAAACGGUUUACCCCUGAGGAAGAUGCGAAACUAAUGGAAGCCAUCGUAUAUUAUGCAGAGAUGAAGCAAUUGGGAGACAAAGGUUUAGAGAUGAUUCGUGCUAGCAUGAAACAUCCAGAGAUCAGGGGUUGCUGGGCUGAAAUAGCAACAUCAUUACCUCAUAGACCACAGAUGGCCGUAUACAAACGAGCACGGAUUUUACUUUAUAGAAGUGCGGAACGUAAAUGGACUGAAGAGGAGUACAAAAUAGUUCGACGGUUUGUUGAAAAGAAUGGCACAAGUUGGAAGGAACUGGCAACAGACCUUGGAAAGAGUGAAAUCCAUGUAAAAGAUACAUGGAGACGAAUGAAACCCAAAAAUUUAAAAAAAGGGGCUUGGACUCAGGAUGAAUACCAAAACUUGUUUGAUCUGGUAAAUUUGGACUUGCGUGUGAAAGCUCACCAAAAGAUUGCUCCUAGUCAUCGCCAGCUAAGAGAUAACAUUUCCUGGGAGGCCAUCAGUGAAAAGUUAACGACCCGUAGUAACAAGGACUGCUGCUUGAAGUGGUACCAGCAAUUAGCAUCGCCACUGGUUAAAGAAGGAAUCUGGGCAGAUACUGAUGAUUAUCUGUUGAUGGAAGCGCUUCAAAAGGUUGAUGCUGUUUGUGUUGAAGAUGUUGACUGGGAGAGACUUCUUGAUCACAGAUCUGGGGAGCUUUGCCGUCAACGGUGGAACCAGAUGGUCCGCAUGAUCGGUGGCCACAGAGAGAAGCCUUUUAUCGAGCAAGUGGAAGUGCUUGCAAGGCGGUACUGCCCAGAAAUGCUCGAUUACAGGAAAGCUGAAUCGUCCGAUGAACUUACUGGAGGAUCUGACUAGUGAUGAAGAGCAUAACCCUCUAACUUCUGCAAGGCGGUACUGCCCAGAAAUGCUCGAUUACAGGAAAGCUGAAUCGUCCAAUGAACUUACUGGAGGAUCUGACUAGUGAUGAAGAGCAUAACCCUCUAACUUCUGCCCUGUAAAAUGUUUGGCUUUUGUUGUGUAUGGCAUGUGGAAAUAUUAGCGUUAUAUGGUUCAACCCUCAGCGAAGAAUGCAAAAUGUCGCAUUUUGACCAGAACGAAAUAUAUUGUUUAGGGAUGGGAAGAAAUCUACAUAACCUCCCAACCUAGUACAAGUGGACUACUUAACCCUCAAAAUUUAGAACCAGAUGUUUUACCCACUAA
Molecule: messenger RNA, 2340 nt
Organism: Panicum virgatum (switchgrass)
Lineage: Eukaryota; Viridiplantae; Streptophyta; Magnoliopsida; Poales; Poaceae
Product: RNA polymerase I termination factor-like
Exons: 10
Coding region: 295-1995 (566 amino acids)
Source: RefSeq, a predicted model, not a curated record